AAAUAGUGGUAGAAAAAUCUCACCUAUUCAUAUAUUCAUAUUGUGGAAAUCUCAUGUUUAUGGAGUCCACGAGAUUUUAAAUCGUGUUUACAGUGCAGUAACUUAUAAAUUAGGAUAAAAUGGAUAGUAGCAACGACUCGUUAUCGGUGAUGUCUCCAGCCAUAGGUAGUGCUUCGGCUGUUUUGUUAACGCCUGGAAGGACGAGGAACAUAGCACAGGACAUGGAAGCCCUAAGAUUAUCUAGACAAGAUAACCCAUACUUACAGCAAAUAAUGGCAAGCAGAGAAAGCCUCAUAGAAAGUCAUACAGAGGAGUGUGAAGCUGAUGAUACGAUACUAAUGUCACAGGAAUUUGGAAGUACAGCCCUAGAUUUCGUAGAAGAAGACCCUAUCACCCUUAAGGAAGUCCAUGAACAUAUGAUCCGGUCACCGCCACCCACCAGCUGUUGGCCCCAUGAUUCGCUGUCGUACCGAGCAGCGUCGGCGUUCGACUUCAGCGCGGCCAGCCCGCUCUCCUAUAGCGUAUACUCAGUCAAUUCACAGGAAAAGGAGCUGCUAGGCAGUCGGUCUCCUAGACACAGCGCGCGGCACGACGAGAACCGGAACAACAACACGCCUGGACGGCCGAGAUCAUCGCGGUCGGUCUCCCCGAAAUCGCACGAUCUGAGUCUAUGUGGACGCCCUUUGUCUUUACCAGGAGAUAGCCACAUCCGCACAGCGCUUGGCAAGAAGCAAUCCCAGCAGAGCGAGCGGUUUUCCCUCCUUCAACACCCUCUGCCACUGCGUAGGCCACACGCCAGCCGGCGGGACGAAGACAGCGUGCAGCUUGUACAGGAUUGUGAUAAGUAACAUUUCCUUGGUGGAGAUAAGAAAAUGUUGAAAACAAGAACAUGUUUGCAGUUCUCGCUUUGUGAAUCAUAUUUGCAAGUUGUGCAAUAGUGCAGUCAAGAAUUGCGAAAGUGAAUCUACUAACCACUUUCAACUGAAACGUGAUGUUUGUUGUUGAUAUUUGCGCUUUGUCUUCGGAAUGCUUCCACCAAUAUCGGAAUGGCGAUAUGUAAACCAUGUCCGAUUAACUCGAAAGAAAUUUCCUUGUUACUUAAAACAUAUAUGCAGCUCUUUUAAGCUGUGUAGAGUUGUCUAGUCUUUGAGCUGUUUUGGUCAUUCGUAAGCCGUUUUAAAUUCGAUUCACACCUCUGAAUGUCCUAUCCAAUUGCUAUUAUUGUCUAUAGACACUUUGACCAAUCACAAGCCUCCUAAAUUGCAAUUGGAGUAUGAUCAAGUGAUGAACUACCUAUCCAAGCAUAUUUGUAGCCUCAGAACUUGGUUGUCAUUAUUUUAGUAGCUCUUUUACGUAUUCGCCCAUUAAAAUGUUGCAUAGAAAAUUAGUCUUGGUGGAAAUUAACCCUUAUGUCCUUAAACAGUAGGCUUACGUUUGUCCACAAUCUCACCUGGUGGUAAGGGAAGACGUGGACGAGAACGGUACUCGCUUGCCUAGCAUGUACCUUUUCCCUUCUACGAUAUACGUUGGGGAAACAGAACAUAAGAACAUUUAACAUAAAAACAUAUUUAACAAAAAAAUCCGUUAAAGGUCAAACCACGCCUGGCCGGCACUACUAAAUAGUGGUGGGACAGCAGUAAAAGAAAAAUUGUUUUGUUUUAAACA
Messenger RNA from Hyposmocoma kahamanoa, 1665 nucleotides. RefSeq lists its product as uncharacterized. NCBI's taxonomy places the organism in Eukaryota, Metazoa, Arthropoda, Insecta, Lepidoptera, Cosmopterigidae. The transcript is spliced from 7 exons. Bases 120 to 848 code for a protein of 242 amino acids. The record is from RefSeq and is a predicted model, not a curated record.